UCAAUUUCUUUUGUAUCUGUGCUAUGCUGCUAUGUGUUCGCGCCAUUCGCGCAAUAAAAUAGGAUUUAAUUUAUUUGCAAAUUCGCUCAAAUAGUAAAUAAGGUACUUCUUACACCCAGUACUCUGUUUUCUUAAUGUGUGUUGUAUUUUAGUAAGUAUAUUCGUCUCCGACAUUUGGGUUGUUGCUCCUCAAGCAACACAUUUUUGUUGGCCAAACCAUGACCCGAAGGAAAAGAACGCAGCGCACAUUUAAACUUCAGAAACAGCAGCAAACAGAAAAUGGUCCGAGAACAGCAGAGGGCUCGCAAGCAGAGGAACUUCAAGAGUCUUCAGUCAUUCAACCACAAGAGUGCCCCCUUAUCCAUGCUAAAACACCAGAGGUGACAUCAGCGCCGACUACCCCAACUGAAACAUUGCAAGUGCCAACAACUGAAGUGCGGGAGACAGAGAAGGACACUCUUUCCACAUUCGUAUGCCUGAACACUACAACUAUUGAGUUCCAGGAAAAUGCUGCAAUAACCAAUCCACAACAAAAUUCCAUGGACCAGGAUGACGACAGUUCAGAACUGAAGUCACCAAUACUUGGAUGCAGGCAAAGAAAAUCCAUCAGCCGCGUGAAACUUAAGAGCAGAAAUAAUGACGGGUCAAUAUCGAGCACCCAAGGCGAAGCUGCCAGCGAAGCGCAACUCGGCAGCAGUUCGGUUGACGACGCCCACAGUACGCCGCGGGACUCGCCGUUAAAUCUGGCAUGGGACUCGCCCAUAAAAGACAACUGUCAAGAGCAAGCGACCCCUCCCAACUUCCGGCCGAUUACGCCCGACAACCUGCCCCUUCCUGUGGACGAGAUGCUCUCUCCCGCCACGCAAAAGCAAAUCAGGACCACAAUAUGGGCCCUGUUCCCCAACGGGCCGCCGCCUCCGCCGCCCGUCCGCCCUAUGAGGAGGCCCAAGAAAGGCGAUCUGCCGUACAUUGUCUACUGUUCUGAGAGGUCUCCAGUACCCUCGCCUAAGGGCCUGAAUAUCUUCAGAGGAGACAAAUAUGGUAUCACCAGCAACACCAACUUAGACGAAGAUGAACAGUGCUCCCCAGGGAAAAUAGCUCGCCGAUGCCCCUACAGCAGCACCAGCACCGCCAAAUCUGCAUUUAAUCGGCAAACCAACGAGAUCUCUGACCGACUACAAUUAUACGCAAAAAUCGAUAGACUAGUCGGCAGAACUCCCAAGGAACAACCCGGUGGAUGUAUGAAGCGCUCGUUCAGCCCCCUCCCCAGCACAUCCACUGAUAACGAGACAAUCAUGAAGAAUGAUAAGCACUUUAGUGAAAGUUUGUACUGUGAUAAUUAUGAUAUUGAUGAAGAAGAGGAGUUACCCGAGGUUAUACUGGACUCAAAUACUGUAAAAAAGGACAAAAAUCGUAAAGAUUUAUCCUCGCCUUUAGUCAGUAAAGAUAUUAAUAAAGAAUUCAACAAUUAUUCUGAUAUCUCGAUAGAGCUAAAUGAAGAUACGUAUAACAAUAAUAAUGAGAUCGCUAUAGCGGACGAGUUCCGUGAAAUCGAUUUCGAUAAACUCCUGCCAAAGGAAAAAUUAUUUUACUACUCUGAUGAGGAUGAGGAUGUGCCAACUUUUUUUCCACUAACCCCGCCUUCGAAACCUUCGAACGACCUUUGUGCAACGACUUCCACUAACGUUGUUUGUGUCCAUGAUACCUGCACCACCAAUCUAUCGAAUCCCACCUACACGCAAGCUAAUUCAGUCACCUGCCCUGUGCUUCGAACGAGUAAUAAAAAUGCAACCGCUACUGAGACGAAACAUUCUGAUCUAGUCAUUGAAGUGCCAGACGUUUUAGAACCCAUAAAUAUGUCACGACACGCCCCCGCUAGAGCCCCGUCGUGGAACGAGGAUGUCCAGUUUGUUUCCGAAGAGAGGAUAGAAAGACCAAUAAACUCGACUGUGGACAACCAUGACGUUCAGUUCGUCUCCCGCAUUCCCGGCAGCCCCCCAACUAGCACUAGAGAUAUAAUGUCAGCAGCAAUGACCGAGCUGCAGCAGUACCUAUCAAAUCUCAACAACAUUUAUAGCAAGCGGAGAACGAAAAAGAAAAGCAAGAGGACAAAAUCGAAAGCAAACUUGUGCGUUCCCUGUAAUCUCGAAAAUGCUUUAGCAAUCAACGAUGAGAACACUGCACCUAUUAAUAAUGAGAACGCAUCAAACGUUAAUAAUGAAAACGCAGCAUCUUCAGUGAAUAACAUGCAGCAGUCAGACAGUUUGAAUGGCUCAUCGGACUCAGCACAGGGGAAGCAGAUUGGUGAAUGCCCAAUUUGCCUGGACAACUUAAGGAAAGGUUCCAUAGCUUCUACUAACUGUGGUCACGUCUUCUGCCUGGAUUGCAUUAAACAGUCGUUGAAGACCAGUAACAAGAGGUGUCCGACUUGCCGGAAACAACUCAGAGGCGUUGGUUACCACCAAGUCUUUCUGUAAUUUUAAUGUUUUAGCUUUGUCGUAAGCAUUCCAUGUGAUUUAAUAUUACUAGUUUACAUGUUGUACCUAAUUAUGAACAUAUCUGUACUGUACCUAAGACUGACUCAAGCUACUUCUUUUACAUCCAUUUAUGCUGCUAUCUAAUUGGUAGAAGUUAGGAUUUAUUUCUGAGUUUUAACUCUAUUCAGUACCUCUCGUCAGGGUUCUUGUCCAGUAGCAUCAAGGCUUAGGAUCAUUUAAAUUUCAUACUUUUUUAAGAAAUAAGUAUUUUCACAACUCAACACAAUUUUUAAAAAACCUGUUAUGUUGCCUUGGGUCAUUGAUGCAGUCAGCUGCAGAGAGAGGUGACCCUCCCUGCAUAGACUGAUUAUUUAUUGAUGUUUUGAUUUGAUAUGCAGGGGGCACCUCUGCAGCUGACUGUACCUACGUAUUUGUACGUUCAUAAUUGUUGAUUAUUUGUGCACUCAUAUAAUCAGGAGAAAAACGCUACGAAUCACAGCAUUUACUUAAAGUUGAUGUUAUAUUGUCUCUUUCUGAAUCUUUUGAACGCCAACGGUCGUUGAGUACUGUACCCCUAGUGUAACUAAAUUCGAUUUCCAAACGUGACGUACGCGUUUGCGUUUAGUCUCAUUUUGUAUUGGAUUUCGAAAGAGCGCGCCAAGCGGGACGUUUUGGAAACUCAAAAUCCUAUACAAAAUGAGACUUAACGCAAACGCGUUCGUCACGUUAUGAUGUCGAUCAAAGUUACACUAGGGGUACAGAUUAGUUAGUAUUAAAUAAUAUGAAGUGAGAUUAUUUCUACAAUGUAGAGGAGUGAAGGAUGUGAGGACUCGACAGUCUUAGAUAAUUAAUGUAUUCUGUAAACUUGCUCAACAUUGCUUACCAUGCCUAAUAUUGCCUUAACUUUUGCUUUGUCAUAAACAAAAACGUCACUGACACGUUUAGGGCAAGCAAGCAAAUGUGAACCUUGCUUGAAAAUGUUAAGGUUGUAUUGACAACGUCCGCCAUAACACAUAGUUGUCCUUGGCGCGGUGGGCACGACUAGUAGACGACUUUGUGUUCUUGAUGUUUAAAAGGUUAAUUAGGGGUAGUUGAAGCUACAUUUUAACUUCUAACUUAAUUACCUAGGUAAACAUACUAUAUUGAAAUAAUUAUACUUAGGUAUCAAACUGAGCUUUACUUACUUAACUUAUUAAAAUUAUAAUUGACCACAAGUUUUAUAAUAAUUUAAUAGCCUUAAAAACAGUGAUUUUCACGUCUUUCUUCCAAUUGUAAAGUUAAAAAAAAAAUUGGCAAGCACACUGUUGCCAAUAAUUCUUUGGUAGAGAUUUUUUUUUCUAGGCGACGUUUGGCAUGACAGGUAAGAUUGAGGAAGUUUACGGAACUCGGGGUCUCUUAUUAAUGUGUCAUUCAAUAUUCUCAUAAUCGAUAUGUGAUUUCUAUGAACGAUGUAAUUUUCCAUGUAAAUAUGUUCACUAAUACAUGUGUUUCGUUUGUUUGUCGGGCUGUAUAUGGCUUUCCUAUACAUAUAAAAAGGAAAUAUUUGUAGGUACGUGUAGUGUAAAACAUUACAGUAUUAUUUGCAAAUAUUAACUUUUUGAACGCUAGACGGCGAAGGAAUAUGCGAUGCCCCGGACGCCAUGCGAUUGCUAUUAUUUAAGCGAAAUUGAACUUUACGGAGUCCCGCGUAGUUAUUAUUAUUUAUUUAUAUUUAUUAAUUUAUAAUUAUUUUGGUUUCCUAUGUAAAAAAUUAUUGAUUUACAAUAAUUUCCAUUAUACUGAAACCAAUCUGUGUUAAAAAUAGGGAAAAGGUACAUAUUCAUUUAUAAUUAUUUUGAUUUCCUAUGUAAGAAAUUACCGAUUUAGGCUUUUUAAUUAGCAUUAGACAUCCGACUGAUGGCAAAAAGCGACUGAAGAUUUACCCACACUAAAAAAACUUGCUUAUCGUCGCCAGUCGGAUAGCUGCCUCCUAUAUUAUUUUAGGUGUUAAUGUAGACAAUUCUAUUUUUUGGAAUUUGUUUUGAAUUUUUUAUUUGUUUGUUGUUUGAAGAUUAAGCUCAAAGACACACGGAUACGAUUGGACACGCGAUUAAUGACAAAUUGUGACGUUACACUGGUAAAGGUACGUUAUGUCGGUCGGCGCGUUGUACAGUCAGCAUCAAAAGUAGCGGAUCAAAUAAGGUUUCAUAAGUAUCUACCCAUUCUGUAACAGCUUAACAAAAAGUGAUGUCUUUAAUAUAGAGCAACAAAGACUGUAAAAGAUAUACUUUCGAGCGUGAAUUUUAGAAAUUCAUCUUUAUUUGGAAAAGUUAUCCGGAAUAUCAGAUACUUUUGGCGCGUUGUUUCAUCCGUUACUUUUUAUGCUGACUGUACCACAUUAGUAUUGGAACUUCGAUGGGUUAAACGCUGACCGCCAUAAGGUACCUUUACCUUGGAACGUCACUAAUAGUUCCACCACCAGUUAGUUAGUUAGUUAAUAUUCAAUUACCACCACAAUUAUAAACGCUAUUGUUUACUAAAAAACAUUUUUUCUUAGGCUGCCUUUCCACUGAGGCGAAGAUGGGUGAUGAAUUAUUUUUGCUCCACUGGAUUAGCUAAGAAAGAUUAAAUCCGCUAUCUUUAUGCUUGAUCUUUGUAUCAAUCUUUAUUUUCGUUGGUAGUUUUUUAUAUUUUUGUUGAAUGAUUCAAAUGAAACCAAAUAUUUAAUUAUUGAGUAAUAUAUUUAUUUAACACAUUGUUGUUUAAUUAUUAAGUAACUCAACAAACACAAACAAGGUAUUGCUUAAAACUUCUAAACUAAAUGUUAUUAGGUUUCCGCAACUUCAACAUGUAUUUGUAAUUACUUGACCACUAUUCGUCCAAUCUAUUUCAAUUUUUCGCUAAAAGCCUAGGCCCAGUGAAGUGGGUCAUGAAUGUAAAGUACGAUUCCCACCGAACGGGCGGAGUCGGCCGCGUCGGAGGCGCAUUUCAAAUUUGUACGGCCGAAGCCGGUCGGCUCCUCGCGGACGGCUCCAGACGGACUCCUUCGCUUCUGCCAUACAUAAUGCAUAGGCACAUUGAAAAUGCGCUCCUACGCGGCCAGACUCCGCGAUAUCGGUGAGAAACGUUAAUUAAUAAUAAUCCACUAUUGGUGUUCAGUUAUCUACAAUACAAAAAAUAUAAUGUAUUCUAAAGCAGAUUUUCACUGGUACAGUCAGCGUUAUACAUGUUUAUAUGCUCCAAGAUUAUAGAAAUAAUUCAUCGAAAAAAAUACUAUUUAUUUUCGUAAAGAGCCAGUGCUCUUUACAGCGUUCACAGCAUGUAUAUGACGCUGACUGUACUUGAGACGAAUUAAUACUCGAUUUGGGCUGAUCUUAGAUUAAUUUAAAACAAUGUGAUUAUAAUUAAAGUCUAUAACCUGGCAAAAUUUACAUUUUAGAGCCCACCAUUAUUUAUUAUACUAUGAUUAUAGAUUAUAGAAAAGCAAGAAACCUAAGAUGUUUUAGUUAUAUUUUAUUACAGAAAAAAAAAACAUUACAGUGAUUACAUAAAUAUGUAAUAAAUGGGAUUAAACAUA
Molecule: messenger RNA, 6033 nt
Organism: Cydia pomonella (codling moth)
Lineage: Eukaryota; Metazoa; Arthropoda; Insecta; Lepidoptera; Tortricidae
Exons: 6
Coding region: 219-2477 (752 amino acids)
Source: RefSeq, a predicted model, not a curated record